Messenger RNA from Elaeis guineensis (African oil palm), 769 nucleotides. RefSeq names its product late embryogenesis abundant protein Lea14-A. Gene Ontology annotation, biological process: response to desiccation. Lineage: Eukaryota; Viridiplantae; Streptophyta; Magnoliopsida; Arecales; Arecaceae. The record is from RefSeq and is a predicted model, not a curated record. Gene Ontology annotation, cellular component: cytosol.
CCCAUUUGGACGGCUUCAACUGAUGCCGGGUAGCACGCGUCGCAAGGCGGCUACUCCACCUCCGCGAAGCACGCCGACACGGUGACAGAUGCCAAUAAAGCAAUAACUCUUCAGUCUUCAGCCUCUCGUCCAUCUAUAAAUCAAAUCCACGGUCCUCCAGAGGAAUAACGACAGAAUAGAAGGAGCACAGUAUAUGGUAUCAUGGCGCAGCUGCUGGACAAGGCGAAAGAAUUCGUAGCUGGCAAGAUCGCCCAGGUCAAGAAGCCGGAGGCCAGCCUCACCGACGUCUCCAUCAAGCACCUCAACAGCGACUCGGCCACCUUCGUUGGCCAGCUCGCCGUGGACAACCCCUACGGCCACGCCAUCCCCAUCUGCGAGAUCUCUUACUCUCUUAAAAGCGCCGGGAGGGAGAUAGCGUCGGGGACGAUGCCGGACCCGGGGUCGAUCGCGGCGAAGGAGACGACCAAGUUGGACAUCCCGCUCAAAGUGCCGUAUGACUUCUUGAUGAGCAUUAUGAAGGAUGUUGGGAGGGACUGGGACAUGGACUAUGAGAUGCGGAUGGGACUCACCGUGGAUCUCCCCAUCGUUGGCAACUUGACGCUGCCGGUGUCCAAGAAGGGAGAGAUGAAGCUCCCUACCCUCUCUGAUGUAUUCUAGUUUUCCUUUCGUGUUUUUCAACCCACAUGUGCUGGGUGCAACGAAUAAAUAGUAUUAUGUUUUCGUUUCGUGGAUCGUUAGUGCACGAAACAGCAGCUUUUUGGAAAGAAAA